Trichomonas vaginalis G3 is the source of this 278-nucleotide messenger RNA. Its product is annotated as keratin-associated protein family. NCBI's taxonomy places the organism in Eukaryota, Parabasalia, Trichomonadida, Trichomonadidae. The record is from RefSeq and is a predicted model, not a curated record. The transcript has a single exon. The annotation marks the transcript as partial.
AUGAGUGUUGUUCCAUAUGCAUAUGAAUGUUAUAAGUCUAGCGUACUUCAAUAUAAAGAAUAUACUCUCAGAAUUACUGAUAAUGCUUUAGUCAUACAUAAAGAAGGUGCUGAUGAAGACAUUACCAUCGGUCCUGGUAUAUUACCUAUCGAGCAACCAGAUGGUACAAUUGUUGAAACAGACUUAAAUCAAUACCUUCAAGCGUUACAGAAUCGUGUGACAAAAGUAGAGAAUAAUUACUUAGAUGCUCCAUUCUUCACAACUGAUAGAGAUUAUAU